AUGACUACAAGCUCGGGAUCAGCAGAACUAACAGAACACACUUGGAUCAAUCUGUCGCUGUUGAUGCAAUGUAUAUCAAACUUCUUUAAAUGGCAGUACCCAGAUAUAGCCACUUUUAUCCAUCGUGAAAGUUUCCUCAACGACUUUUUCAACUUUCUGACUAGCAACCAAUAUUGCUCAGAAGAGUUAGUGUAUGCAAUCGCCUCUAUCGGCUCCAAGUGUUCCACUGAUGACAAAAUUCGCAACUUAGCCCCUUCUUUCUUUGAAACUUCAAAAUCCAAGAUAUUCUCUAAAAAAAUCUGCCAGCCGCAAGUUAGCACUUUGCAAGCUUUGCUCUGCCUAGCUCUCUAUGAACUUGGUGAUGGAAAUGCAUCUGCCAGCUGGAUGUUAUCUGGAAUGGCCAUACGAAUGGGUUAUGAUUUAGGAUUUCAGCUAAAUCCAAGUGAUUGGUCGAUCGCGAAUCCGGACUCAACGAAAACCCACCAAGUCAUGCUAAGCGGGAUGGAUGUUCUGGUUCGCUCCAGGAUAUACUGGGGCUGUUAUGUGUUCGAUCACUUCAUUAGUUUGGUCAUGGGAAGACCUGUCACCGUGAGGAAAUCAGAGGCAUCUAUUCCGUCUAGUGAGAAUCUUCCGAACUCUCAGAACAUUGAAGAUUAUAUUUUUGAACCUAGAAAACUGCCUGGAUUCACUAAGAAUGUGGAUCCUUCAACCACUAUCGAACCGCUUUGUUCUUUAAGUGAAUGUAUAGGGUCUCUUUUGUCGGAUGUUUUUUCUAAUGAAUCCAGUGAAGAAAAUUCACUGUAUCUCGCGCCAGCAAAGUUGGAUGAGUACAACUCUUUUCUAAGUAAAUGGCGUCAGACACUUCCUCGAGAAUUGAGAUGGAGAAAGAGUGAAAUGCAAGUCCAUGACUAUAACCCAACCGUCAUGAAUGUACGGUUGUACUACUAUAUUGUGUUGAUUUGUCUCAACCGGCCGUUCAUUAUAGCUAAAUCAGACGAUUCAGGUAUCGCAUCUGCUGUGGAACUAUGCAACACCGCAAUAUCUGAAUUGAGUAUAUGUCUAGGAAAGUUUAAUGAAGCACAAUUUCCUUCAUCGAUUCUAGUUGUGUAUUCUUCAAUCCUAGCAAUCAGCGUUCUAUUGCUGAAACUACAUUCCCUGACAAAAGAAACAGACAUUGCUGAUGAUGACCUAGCAAGAUUGCGAGUGUUUUAUACGUGUAUAUCUCGCGCGUGUUCAAGCUGGAAAUUAGCUUCUAAGUCACUUAUGUUCAUCAAGAAUAAAGUGGCAGAUAUGCAAAAUUUGGCUUUGCGCCAAGUCUUUGAUUCAGCGGAAGAUGCUUCUCAGGACCAGUUGACAGACGGAGAAGUAGAGCAACUUUUGGAGUUUGGAGAGGAUUUUCCCACCGGAAUCCAAGAUAAUUUCUUCCAUGGAUUUUUUGAAUUUUUUAAUUACGAAGAUGGUCGUCCCUACUGA
Clavispora lusitaniae ATCC 42720 is the source of this 1473-nucleotide messenger RNA. RefSeq names its product Zcf38p (gene ZCF38). The record is from RefSeq and is a predicted model, not a curated record. NCBI's taxonomy places the organism in Eukaryota, Fungi, Ascomycota, Pichiomycetes, Serinales, Metschnikowiaceae. Gene Ontology annotation, biological process: DNA-templated transcription. Gene Ontology annotation, molecular function: DNA binding; zinc ion binding.